AUGGCUCCUGGUGGUCUUGGGUCCAGCCUUUGGCGUGGUUAUACCUCUGUUCUUCUCUUCUUGGCUGUCUCGACUAUCUCUGCCACUUCAACUAUUGAUAACGGCAAACUGUUUACGGUCAAUGGAAUCAACUACUAUAGCGGUGAUGCGGUCUCGAAAAUAGUCACCUCGGAUCUUGAUUCGACUCGGUUCGAUGCAAUCGUUCCCAUGACGAUCAUCCGGACAGAGGAAGCUCUGCUUACUGCGGACAUCAUCAAAGAGACCAUUUCAAACUACUCUGCUACCGAUGAUGUUUUUCAGACUGGAUUCAUUGAAGCGGUUCUCCUUGUCUACGAUGGGGAUGGGCGAGGCCAAGUCGAGUCUACUGUUCAACAAGCUCUGCGGGGACUUGGAAAUAAACUUGUGAUGGCUUCUUCCAGUUACCAAUCUGGAAGCAAUAUCACAUCCGCCGGACUACGCCAUGACAUACCAAAGGGGCCCUAUUUCUACUCCCCGCGCACUGGAGAGAUCUAUCAGGCCUUCCGUCUUUAUCCUGAUCAUCAGCUAGCAUUUACUGAAGCUGCCCUUAGCGAUGGAACCGGAGGAUUCAAGCCCUUGCCAGCAACCUCAUUGGGUGCCAUGACGAAGAGUGUUGCUGUGCCAUCUAGGUUAUACUAUACGCCAACAUCAACAAAGCCGCUUGCAGGGUUACGUUUGGGAGUGAAAGACAUCUUUGAUUUGAAGGGACUACGGACUAGCGGCGGCAAUCGGGCCUUUUACGAUUUAUAUCCUCCGCGAAACACCACUGGCCCCGCACUCCAAAGGCUGAUAGAUGCGGGGGUCAUUAUUGUAGGGAAAAUGGGCACUGUUCAAUUUGCGAAUGGAGAUAAUCCCACCGCUGACUGGGUCGACUUUCACUGUCCUUUCAACCCUCGAGGCGAAGGCUAUCAAAGCCCCGGUGGUUCAUCGUCAGGACCUGGUGCCGGUAUCGCAUCUUACGACUGGCUAGACAUUACCGUUGGAAGUGACACGGGUGGCUCUAUGCGCAACCCAGGGGGGGCUGCAGGGAGUCUUUGCCAAUCGCCCUUCUACGGGAGCUCUGGCGUUUUUGCUCGCGAUGCUGCAACCUGGUCAAGGGUUAUGCAUGCGUGGUACCAGAACUUUACUAACUAUAGAGACUAUCCGAAAAGGUUGUUCUACCCGAACUCUUCGUUUCCCAGAUCCAACACAGCAUCUGGUGCACUUCUUGAGGAAUUUGUUACAAAGGUGGAAGACUUCCUGGGCACAAAGAGGGAGUUUGUUGAUAUCGCUUCGCAUUGGGAGAAAAGUCACCCUUCUGAUACACCCUGGAAUAUAACUGACUUACUGAAUACAACAUAUGCAGUGUUGGUAUCGGUCGAUCAAUAUCGCUCUCUUUCUUUGCCGUUUUACGCAGACUACGCAGCCAAGCACGACGGUCGCCGACCAUUUGUGAACCCAGGUCCAUUGUUGCGAUGGGCCUGGGGCCAGAAUAAUGGUGGCGAUGCCGCAUACGGCGAAGCUCUCAAGAACAAAACGAUCUUCAAAGACUGGUGGGAAUCCGAUGGUUACGGAAAGACAGACGAAAAGACCUGCUCUGAGGGUAUCUAUAUCUAUCCUUACAGCAAGGGUCAAACUCAGUAUCGGAAUACCUAUUUUGAUGCACCUUCCGGACCUCCGAUGGGCUUUAAGGAUGGUCGGGUGGCCAUCUUGGCCGGUACCCCUGAUCUGGUAGUUCCUGUUGGAGAAGUCCCAUACUACUCCACCGUCUCGCUCAAAACGGAGUUCAUGCCGGUUACGAUGAGUUUCGGCGCAGCACGGGGUUGUGAUUUGAUGCUGGUCAAUCUCAUCGAGGAUUUGGAACAGGCGGGUAUUUUGAAGCCCGUGAGCACAGGACGAAGGAUGUAUCCUGCGUAG
Penicillium mononematosum is the source of this 1914-nucleotide messenger RNA. RefSeq lists its product as uncharacterized. The record is from RefSeq and is a predicted model, not a curated record. The coding region runs from base 1 to 1914 and encodes 637 amino acids. The transcript is spliced from 8 exons. Lineage: Eukaryota; Fungi; Ascomycota; Eurotiomycetes; Eurotiales; Aspergillaceae.